CGAAUGCAAAGGGAAUCUGAUUUGUCCACCUAUGCCACAAGGUUGUGCCUGUCACGCUGGCUGGAAAGGACUCGACUGUAAAACGGAAUGUGAAGCAGGCAAGUAUGGCGCUGACUGUCGGCAAAUUUGUCAUUGUGACGCUGCUCAGUGCGACCAUUCCAGAGGCUGUGAUGAGGACGCAACAUGUCACACUGGCUACAAUGGUACAAGAUGCUUAGAUUCAACCGCCAUUAUCAAAAUAAUUUGUGAGCACGAUACAGAUAAUUUGACGUGUGACUCUAUGUACACGAUACGCGUACGUACUGCAAUCUAUGGCCGAAUGCACCUUGGUGUGGUUUACUGCGAUUACUCAUCAACAGGUAACACAAAUUGCUCGAUCGACGUGUUUCAGGACAUCUCUGGGAAGUGUGAUGGUAAAAACAGAUGUACUAUAACGGCUUCAAAUGGCAAUUAUGGUGACCCUUGUGUGGGUACCUACAAGUACUUGAACAUUGAAUAUGAAUGCAUGAUAAUUUCUGAAGACAGUCCUACAUCCUUCAGAUGGCACACCACUCAUGGCAUUGUGCAUUCUAGUCAUCAUACGACGUGUAGUGUGAAAACUGAUGGUAACGUACUUAGUAUCAAAUUAACAUGGACCUAUAAUUCAUACUAUAGCUCCAUGGUAGAUUGUUUAGGCAUGGAGGAAUAUGUUUAGACUAAACUUAUUCGCCCAUGAUAGUUUAAGUCUUGUAUCAGUCAAUCGCGAACCCUGUUGGUAAAGAUGAUGAAGAAUGGUUGAUGUCAGUUAGUUAUACACACAUAUGCACUAACCCCU
Molecule: messenger RNA, 814 nt
Organism: Anneissia japonica
Lineage: Eukaryota; Metazoa; Echinodermata; Crinoidea; Comatulida; Comatulidae
Product: rhamnose-binding lectin-like
Exons: 4
Coding region: 32-694 (220 amino acids)
Molecular function (GO): carbohydrate binding
Source: RefSeq, a predicted model, not a curated record